Labeo rohita (rohu) is the source of this 3071-nucleotide messenger RNA. RefSeq names its product elastin microfibril interfacer 3a (gene emilin3a). NCBI's taxonomy places the organism in Eukaryota, Metazoa, Chordata, Actinopteri, Cypriniformes, Cyprinidae. The transcript is spliced from 4 exons. Bases 1 to 2994 code for a protein of 997 amino acids. Gene Ontology annotation, cellular component: extracellular matrix. Gene Ontology annotation, molecular function: protein binding. The record is from RefSeq and is a predicted model, not a curated record.
AUGUCAUUGAAGCUCAGCUUCCACAGUUUUCUCCUUUUUUGGAGUUCUUUUGUGACUGUGGCAGCAUUUCAACCUGCACCAAACCGAUACAGCCUCUACUCUGGACCCCAUCCACAGUACAACUCAGCAAAACCGACAGCCAGGCAUAAGAACCACUGUGCAUAUGUUGUGGAGAAGAGUGUCUCGUUCACCUUUCAGGAUGGAGCAACUCCCUUUAUGAAGCCAGAGUACAACAAGUGUGCUUGGGGUCAGAAAUGCCCAACUAUAAAGUAUCGCAUGUACUACAAACCCAUGUAUAAAGUUGCAUAUAAGACUGUGACAGAGCUGGAGUGGAAAUGCUGUCCUGGAUAUGCAGGUGUAGGUUGUACUGCGGUAUAUGGAAUGAAAGCAAGGCCCCUAUUCAAAGGACCACCACCUGCGCAGAAAGGGCCUAUGCCUCGUUUUAAAGGCCCCAUGCCAAUGCAGAAAGGUCCUAUGCCUCCUUUUAAAGGGCCAAUGCCAAUGCAGAAGGGUCCAAUGCCUCCUUUUAAAAGACCUAUGCCAAUGCAGAAGGGUCCUAUGCCUCCUUUUAAAGGGCCUGUGCCUGCACAGAAAGGUCCUAUGCCUUCUUUUAAAGGGCCUGUGCCUGCACAGAAGGGUCCCAUGCCUUCUUUUAAAGGGCCCAUGCCUAUGCAGAAGGGUCCAGUCCCUUCAUAUAAAGGUCAGUUUCCCUAUCCCAGUUUCAGUGGAAACCCCUGGAAUCAGCCUCAGGCACCAUCUAAUGGCAUGAAUGAAUACCCAGGCCCUAAUACUGGUCCCUCGUCCCGAGAUACCUCAGCUGAACCUUCUCCUGACCACCAGGAACCGGAAGUAGAUUAUCCUGAACUGAUGCCAGAGCCUCAAGAUCUUGGCCACGAUUUAAUUCCAGAAGAGAAUGAGCCAAUCACAGACUACCAGAGUCCUCAGCCAGAUCAGCAUAGUUCUAUACCAGAACAUAGUGAGACAGAGCCUGUUCCCAAUGCACAGGCGCCCUCUGGUGGUGGUGAAACAAACCAAGAUCAUGAUGAAAACAGUAUUGAAGAUGAGCGGUUGGACAGGAUAGAAGAGGAUGUGCAGCGACUCUCUCUUGGUCUUGAGACUCUCCGUGGUACAGUGACAGGCCUGGAGGAUAGCUUGCGUGCUUCCCUUCGUGAAGACGCCAACCGAAUGUUGACGGCUCUCAUUUCUGCAGGACCCAGCCCUAUCGCCGCUCCUUCCCUGUCUAGAGACUCUUCCGUAGGUUUCGGAGAUCUGCCUGGAGGUGCACCGGAUAUUGAGGGUUCAGAUAUGGUGGGGCAGUUUCCAAACUUGGUGGAUUUGGCUGAAAAGGUUUCAGAGCUCCGAGCAGAGCUCGUUGCAAAGGUAUCUGAGCUUGAAGAGUUGAGAGGUGCAGUUGUGGGUCACAACAACACCCUUCAAAGACUGUCAAACGGGUCAGUGAACCUUACACCAACUGACUUUCAAAAGACCCUGGAGACAAUGGUGGAGUCCAAAAUGAGCGAAGCUCGGGUGGCCAUCUUAGAUGGCUUCGAAAAGCGUGUGGAGAGUGCUGAGGAGCGAUGCAAGGGUCGUAUGACAGAGGUGCGGCUCCAGUGCAAAGAGGAACUUUUGGAUGGACAAGAGCAAAUUGAGCAAGUCCUAGACAUAAGGGCUACAGGAUUGAGGACAGAACUCCAAAAACUGCAGGCUCAGCUUCAAGACCUGGAGCCUGAAGAAGGUUGCUGUAUUGCUUUAUCAGGUCUAACUGAAAGGCUAAUUUAUGUGGAACAGUCAGUGGGUGGCUUGAAUGAGUCCCAAAUGCACCUACGUGCCGAACUUGGUGGACACAAGGAUCAUAUAGAGGGCAUAUUAGAGGGCCGACUGGCCUAUGUGGAAUCCAGGAUGGACAUUGCAUUAAAUCAAGAGGAAGCAAGCAAUAACAAAAAAGUGCCUAGCAACCUUGAGGCGCAAUUGGACGGGAAGCUUAAGGCUCUUGAAAGUCGUCUUUUGGCUGCAGUGGAGGAGCUAGGUAACGUCACAACACCAACUUUACUAGAGGGUCAGGUUGUGCCCACACUGGAGACAGAAGUAGAAUCGCUCAGAAGAAGAGUUGAGGACGACUUGGUCCGCUUACAGAAACAACUUGAAUCCAUAGAGGUUAUGUGUACUUCAUCUUGUGUUCCACAGCCUGUUCUUACAGGAUAUGUAGCUCCUUUGGGAGCUGAGGAGGAGGCAAAGGAGGACAGCCACAAGGAAAUUAAUGGGAAACUUGAUUUACAAGUGGAGAGACUGAACUUCCUCAAUGCCACUCUAUAUAAUCUUCUUGUCCAGCUGGCAGAGAAACAAGAGGAGGUAGGUCUUCAGAGUGAGGUGACCCUGCUGAAAUUCAGCGUGAACUCCGUUAACAAGUCUCUCUGUGGCUUGCAAGAGUCUCUUGGCUCUGUGAUCAGAGAAGUCGGCCAAACCAACCUCACCUGGCAAGAAAGAGAAGAAAGGCUUGCACAGCAAGUGAAGGGUGUGGUUCAGCUGGUGGGACGACAGGCGUCUAUGUUGGGUACCGGAGAGCGAAAGUUGACCCGUCUGAAAGGGGAACUCCAGGAUCUGCGGCGCAGAGUGGCCGGAGAGCUCCAGGGUUGUCGUUCCACUGCUUUGGGUGUCCAGAAGGAAGUGACUGAAGUCGGGGGUCGUGUUGCGCGCGUGGAGGGUCAGUGUGGAGGCCUUGCACACCUGGCUGAUGACCUAGAUAGAAUUCGUGGAGAGCUGGAGAGACACUCUGAUGGGUAUCUGUCACAUGUAAAUAGCACCCUUGUUAACCAUUCUCACCAGCUGUCUGAGCUCAGAGACAGCAUCCAAAACUGCACUGGACAAUCUGGGUCUACAAGGAUAGCUGGGGACAAUUUAGCUACAACACAACAAACGGCAGAACAACACGCAACAGAACCAUCCCAUCCCAGAGGAGACCAGUUUUCAGUACCCACAGAGUACAGAGGUGACUAGUAGUUCAAGUGCACAGUUCAAUGUGCAGACAGUCUUUACUCGUAGGUACUAUUAUAUAGUAUCUUUCUCAGGAGACU